Notodromas monacha is the source of this 1200-nucleotide messenger RNA. The record is from the annotation of a GenBank genome assembly. Lineage: Eukaryota; Metazoa; Arthropoda; Ostracoda; Podocopida; Cyprididae.
GCUUCAGCAAAGAAAAAAAGGAAGUAUCAUCGUCACACUUUAAUUUGGCAAAUAUAAGAACUGAGGAGUCUUCGAAUUGGCUUAUUUAUCCUAUGCUGUACUGUAUUCGAUAAAUCCUUAGAAAAUAUGGUGAAUUUAACUUUCAUUGCCAUUUGCAUUGGACUUUCUGCUGUCCCAGCUUAUACCAACAAAAUUUCAUCCAUAAAUGCAGCAAACAAAGCAGAAAGCCGAGAUGUUUGCGGCGGAAUCGAAAGCAUCGUGUUGACCCAAGAAACGGACCACGGGUUCAUAGCGAGUCCGGGGUACCCAGGCAGAUACCCGAAUUCUGUGGCAGCCAGGGACUGUGGACAAGACCUAUCUGUCGACAGUGACAGUAUCGACAGCGUGAGGCUGGGUUUCCUACAACUCCGAACAAUCUAUGGAGACUACGUUCAACUGGAAGUCCGAGACACGGCACCGGACUUGGAAUACGUUGAACAGUUGUCGGGAAUCUCAGACUUGUUCCUGCCAUUAUUAUUGGCGGGAAACAAUGCCACGGUUUUCCUGCAAAGCGACUCUGCGGAAACUGAUAUUGGUUACUUGGUUGCAUAUGCUGCUGAACUGCCUCGUAACACCAAAGAUGAGCAAAUCGAGGUAGAAGACAAAAGCGGUCCCGGCAUUUACGAACCGAAUUCCGUGGAAGUGAUCAACAUCAACACCGAAACCGGAGAAAUCACGACCAACGGGGACGUGACUCAGUUGCACACAAAGGUGCAACCGGGUGCUUCAAAACAAUACGGUUUCGUUUCGUCACCGAACCACCCGGACCCUUAUCCCAACAGUCAAACCGUUGACUACAACUUGUCGGGUCCCUCGGGAUCCAGAUUUGCCCUGAGGGCCCUGCGAACCAGGUUGGAGACGGGCUACGACAGCGUCUACUUUUUGGAAGACGGAAUCCCGUUUGCGGGUGGCUAUACUCUGAUGACGAGCAUCGCUUACAGCAGCACAAAUGAAGUUACUGUGCGAUUCAGAAGCGACUCUAGCAACACUUUCAGCGGUUUCCUGAUUGCUUACGCAAACAUUGUACCAUGAAAUCUUUCUUUUCUUCGACGCUCGAAGGAAAAUUUUCAUACUUGAGGGUAUCUUCGGAAAUGCAAUAAGUUAUAUAAAACUUGCAAACCGUUGGAGAAAUUAAAGGCACGAGUUUUUUUUAAGGCACCA